This is a messenger RNA of Vicia villosa (hairy vetch), 2835 nucleotides long. Its product is annotated as protein FAR1-RELATED SEQUENCE 5-like. Lineage: Eukaryota; Viridiplantae; Streptophyta; Magnoliopsida; Fabales; Fabaceae. Gene Ontology annotation, biological process: thymine catabolic process; L-valine catabolic process. The record is from RefSeq and is a predicted model, not a curated record. Gene Ontology annotation, cellular component: mitochondrion. Gene Ontology annotation, molecular function: methylmalonate-semialdehyde dehydrogenase (acylating, NAD+) activity; malonate-semialdehyde dehydrogenase (acetylating, [NAD(P)+]) activity. The transcript has 2 exons. Bases 995 to 1945 code for a protein of 316 amino acids.
AAAACUUAAAGUAUAUAACAUGAUUGCACAAGUCCUUAUCUAAUUUGUAUAUCAAUGUGAAUCAGAAGAUUUAUGCCAACGAGAAUAUGUUGGCAACCCAUCCAACCAACAACAAAUUUUCUCAUUAAUUAAAUGUUUCAGUAUUAAAAAUACAUUAUUACAAAUAAUUGAUUUUCUCCCAUCAACAAAUCUUGUAACCGCUUUCUUGUUAGCCACGCAGAGAGUCUUGGAGGAUUAUGUUGGUUUCGUAAUGGGCUUCAGGUGAUUUUUUUUUUUUCUUUAUAUUACUGGUUUAGUCCGGUUCGGGGGCGAGUUCUGGUAUCAAGUGGUUUCAGCCCCCUCCCGAUCGCAGUUGCGGGGGAUGGAACCGUGGUUCUCCCUUUUAGUUUUGUAAAAAAAGCGUGGGACUCACUAAUAUAAAACUUUCCCAUUAAAAGCCAUGGAAUGACAAGAUUCUCUCCCUUCUUUCUCUGUUGAGAAUAAUUGAUCAACGUAUAACAUUACAAUAAAUGGAUUUGCAGCUCUUGAAAGAGCUCUUGAAGCUAGAACAUUGGAUUUUAUAUUAGUGAGUCCCACGUUGUUUUCUGAAAAACUAAAAAGAGUGUUUAUAAUACUCAUUCACACAUGAAUAUGGGUAGAGAAUUUCUUUAGUCACCCCGUCAACCCCAGCAAAAUUCCCAAUUUGUCCCUGCUUCGAAGAUCUCCGAAGUAUUUUUUUUUUAGUUUUUUUCAGACUUCGGAGAUGCAUUUCCGAAAUGCAUGAAAUUUCAAAAUUUACGUUGGUUUUAACAGUCAGGUAUUAUUUCGGAAGUACAUUUCCAAAAUAAUCUGUUCAUAUCCCAUUUUCCCUCCUUCACUAUUUCAUCAUUUUUAUCAAAAACAAACCCAAACCCUCUCCAAAACUUCCAUCAAUAUCAAUCCAAUUUUCGUCUCAAAAUCAAGUUUCAAACCGUUGAUCAUGUUAAAGGGAGCGUAGAAAGCUACAAUAAGAGGUAUGGUGCAUCCGGAAGAUGUCAACGUUAAUAACGAUCCGGUUAAUGAUGUUAAAUCGAUGAUCGAUGCGGUGGACGUACGACAACAAUUUACAAAUGAUAUGAGCUUCUCUUGUCGUGAACAAUUGCUUGAUUGGGUUCGUAGAGAAGCUAGUAAACUUGAAUUUGGCAUUGUUACAUUAAGGUCGAACAAUGGAAAUAGUAGACGGAAAACUUUUGUCGUUUUGAAUUGUGAGAGGGGUGGGAGGUAUGUACCAACAAAUUGGGUGUUAAAACACGAAGACACAGGAUCGAGAAAGUGUGGGUGUUCGUUUAAGUUGCGCAUGACUCGGAGGAUUGAUGAUUUGUGGCGUUUAAGCGUCAUUUGUGGAAUUCAUAAUCAUUCCUUGGAAGCCAAGCUACAUGGGCAUCCAACGGUGUGUCGGUUGUCCCGCGAAGAGAAGAAUGUUAUUUCAGAUUUAUCGAUAAUCAAAGUGGCGCCGAGAAACAUACUUGCCGAUUUGAAGCGAAAAAAUCCAGAUAGCGUUUCAAAUAUCAAGCAAGUAUACAAUGAACGACACAAUUUUAAAGUCUUGAAAAUGGGUCCAAGGUCAGAAAUGAAACAACUUUUGAAACUAUUAGGCGAUAACCAAUACGUUUCAAGCUUCCGAACGUGUGAGGACAAAGUUACGGUGCGUGACAUUUUUUGGACUCAUCCCGAAAGUAUCAAAUUUUUCAACACUUUUCCAACCAUUCUUGUGAUGGAUUUGACGUACAAGACCAACAAGUAUAGGCUUCCGCUUCUAGAGAUUGUCGGUGUGACCUCGACGGACAAGACAUUUUCGGUUGGAUUUUCUUUUUUGGAAUGUGAAAAAAAGAUAACUUUACAUGGGUUUUGGGAAUAUGCAAGUCUUUGUUGGUUGAUCAAAAGAAUAGGCCAAGUGUCAUUGUUACUGACCGAGACAAUGCUUUGAUGAAUACAGUCGAUACUGUCUUCCCUACAUCGACCGUAUUACUUUGCCGGUAUCACAUAACGUGUAACGUGAGAAGUAAACUCAAACUCGCGGUUGGCAUGAAAGAUAGACCGGAUGAAAACGGUAAAGUCAUAAAAGCCGGUGUUGUGGUGGAUAAGAUUAUGGCCGCAUGGAGGGAGAUUUUAGAUGCACGUUUCGAAGAGUUGUAUACCAAGAAAUUGGUACACUUUAGGUCUUUGUGCAUUUCUAUUAAGACUUUUUGUCAUUAUGUCGAAUCCAUUAUCCUUGACAAAGUAAAGGAAAAAGUAGUUUGUGCUUGGACGGAUCGAGUAAGACAUCUUGGUUGCACUACAACUAACUGAGUUGAAUCCGCACAUGAUUCACUUAUUCCAUCCGUAAUCGGUGUAGCCCCGGUUUCGAAGUGGAUUUCAUUUCUCGAAAUGGGCCACCUAAUAGCAAGUGCGUAUGAUCGUGUUUGUGUCGAUUUGACAAGAUUUGGGUUUUUAGAGACACUUUUCCGCUUCACAGUCGCCCUCCUUUGGACGCGUCUAGCCGCAUCAUUUCCUAUACCGUCAACUUCUUGUGAGUGGAUGGCACAUCACACAAAUGAGGUGGAGACUUGGCCGUAUAUGUUUGUUGAAAGAAUGGCGGAGUUUGAAGAAAUGAUGAAGCAAGAGCGUAAGGAAAAUAAAGAGCGGUCGAAGAACAUACCGGUUUUAGAUUUAAGCUCUACCGAUUGGUUCGGCGAAUUUUAGUUUUUACUGGACCGUUUUUUGUUUGUAGUGACCGAUGUGUGUCAUUUUUUGUAUGUAUUGUCGUUUAGAAUGUAAAAUCAAACCGAUUCAAUACAUAUAUAAUAUAAGUAUGUUUAAUGUUGUUAUUGUUUAUGU